UAGUGUACAGUACAGUACAGAGGAUAAUGAACCAUUUGACUCCAUCGCUUUAAUCUUCAGGAUGAAGAGGACAAUCUUUCUUCUUCCUUUCCUUUUUCGUCUUCUUUUGGCUGGAGCUGAGACUUCUUAUGGUAACCUGAUGAGCCAAGAGGAGAAAAAUGAAGAGACAAGUGAGCGUGUGCUUAUUCGAACAAAGAGGAGAUGGGUGCUGACUACAAUUGAUCUGGAGGAGGAAAGUCUCGGACCUUUUCCAGUAAGACUCACACAGCUGUUCAAUGAUAAGCAAGACAGCCACACCAUCAGGUUUAGCAUCAGUGGCCAUGGAGUAACAAAAGAGCCAGUGGGUGCAUUACGUGUUGAUGAACGCACCGGCGAAGUCUGGAUGUUGAAGUCGAUAGAUCGAGAAAAACAUCCAGUUUUUCAGGUGGAGUUCAAUGUAUUUGAUGCAAUUACUGGAGAAUCCCUCGACAGAACAUUGGCCUUCAAUGUAGCUGUAAAGGAUAAGAAUGAUAACGCACCUCUGUUCAAUCCUCAAGUUUUAAAUGUACAAAUUCCAGAGAACAUAAAGGAAGGCGAGCUUCCUUUUUCUCUGCAAGCAAGCGAUAAAGAUGAAGAAGGCUCUGAAAACUCCCGCAUAUCAAUGGAAAUAACGUCCCAGAAUCCACCUUCUCCAAACUUCAGCUUGAGAUACCUCGGUAGUAUAAACGACAGCACGGUCACAAGGCUUGCCUUCACUGGAUGCUUCGAUUAUGAUAAAGUAAAGAAUUACAGGAUCCUUGUUGUAGGACGCGAUCAUGGCAAUCCAUCACUCUCAUCUACUUCAACUGUUAAUAUCCGCAUUACUGACUCCAACACUCACCCUCCUGUGUUCACUGCACCGAGGUUUAAUGCCUCAGUUAUGGAGAUGGAAACCGAUAAAGUGAUUUUAAGGAUUCCUGUGACAGACCAGGACACUCCCAGAACUCCAGCAUCCAGAGCAGUGUUCACUAUCCUGAAGGGUAAUGAGGAGGGCAACUACAAGAUAGAGACGGAUCCAGUUACCAAUGAAGGAGUGCUGACUGUCAUCAAGGCAAAGGAUUAUGAGCAAACGACUUCAACUGAGCUGGAAAUAGGAGUUGAGAACGAGGAGCCAUUAUUUGUAUGCGUUGACGGAAAGCCAGUGAGUCCAAUACCAGAGACUUUAACGAAAAACAGCAAGGUUAGAGUUGGCGUCAAAAUCAUCGAUGUGAAUGACCCACCAGUGUUUCGGAAUACAAUUACGACAGUUUACAGAAGAGAGGAAGAAGAGCCAGGAGACGUGUUGUACAUACCAACAGUCACAGAUGAGGAUUCAAAUCUAGCUAAUGUUAGGUAUAUGCUGUUGGAAGAUCCAGCUAAAUGGGUGUCCGUAGACCCAAAGACAGGCAAGGUCACCACGAUAAAGAAGAUGGACCGUGAGUCUCCACAUGUUCGCAACAACACUUAUACUGUCGUGAUGCAAGCAGUAGAUGAUGGAAAACCUCCAGCCACAGGUACGGGCACUCUGGUGAUCAAACUGGGAGAUAAAAAUGAUAAUGCACCACAUCUACUCUCGAACACUUCAGUAUUGUGUGGGGACAAGUCUGACAGAGUCAAAGUCAUGGCAGAGGAUAUAGAUGAUUAUCCAUUUAGUGGACCCUUCACCUUCACACUUGGCAGAGAUGAUAAGGAGCUGAAGAGCCAGUGGAAAUUUGACCCAGAAACAGGGCCAGAAACAUCAUUGAUUAGUCUGACGAGUCUGCCUUAUGGGACAUACUUGGUUCCAUUGAAGAUUGCCGACCAACAGGGGGUACUAACACACGCUGCCGUGCAAGUAUCAGUGUGUAACUGUGCGAAAGGAGAAAUGUGUCGAGACUUGCAACCGCGAUCCAUCAACCUCCACAGAAUAGCCACAGGAAUUCUCCUGGGAGCACUGCUCUUGAUGGCUUUGCUGCUCUGCUCUUGUAUUCUCUGCGAGUGCCGAGAAAAAAAAGGCAUGCAGAACGAUUACUUGCAAUCUGAUGGAAACCAAACCCUGAUCACAUACAAUGAUGAAGGUGGAGGUUCACUUUGUAAGGCUGAUCCACAGAUCUUGAUUAGCUUGGGGACAGAACAGAACGAAUUUUCGCCGAGCCCCAGUAAUUAUUCUGGCACCAUCAGGACAGGAACUUUUCAGCCCACACUGGUAUCCAAUGGACUUAGAGGUAGAUCUGACUGGGGAACCAUCUACGGAAGGUCAACACCAUUUAUAAGAAACAGUCGGAAUAGUUUGUAUGACACUGUUCAGAGUGGGUUGACCAGAGCCUUAAGCUAUAACAUAGAAGACUUCAUUGAAACGAAGCUCUCUAAACUUUCUAUGGAACAGCAGGACUACCCUGAAUAUGAGCCAUGUGAUUACAGCUCUGAAGGCAAUAAUGUAACCAACGUGUCACUGGACAAGCUGUCCUUCCACAGCACUGGAGAUGAUCUGGAUCUUCUGCAGAAUUUGGGCCCAAAAUUCAACACUCUGGAUGGGAUCUGUCGACAAGCGUUAAAAGAAAAGAACAUUAACCUGUAACUUUUUAAAAUACAUUCGCUUUCGCAGUGGAUUUUUUACAGCUUUUUGAGUAGUCCUGUCUUCUGUCUUCAUGUGGAUAUCCUACUUCAUGACAAAGCACUGGAUUUUUGCAGCUAUAUAACUUCAUCUUUUGCUGGUUUUUCUUCAGAAAGGAAAAGCCUACAAAUGACAUCAAGACAUGAAGACACAGUCUUCACAACAGACUAUGAAAAUCUUUUGAGUCUAGUAAAAGCUAUCCCUUUUGACAACUAACUCCAUCCAAUGAUAGGUGUUUCCCCGUUUCCACUCCUUUUCCAUUUUCUUUAACCCUAGGUUGUUGAACCUGAUCCUUAAAUCCCAAUUCCCAUAUUUGGUUCCUAUCGUAGUUCUUUUUAUUAUCUUGGACUGAGCGGUGGGAUACCAUAGAUCAGACUUGCUUGCCUAGCACAUCCAUUUGGGACAUUGAUUGAAAUGGCAUUUUAAGAGUAUGGAGGCUGGGUCGACAAUCUGGUGCACUUUGCCUGCUGGGCCCCAUGAAUGCCUUUCUAUUAUGGCCAGCAUUUACUUUUUUGGCAAUUUCUGCUGCAUCAGCUUUUCUAUGGAAAUGCCCAGAUGUGCUUACACUUGCAUUCUCCUUGACAGUUUUGGUAUCAUUAUACCAUAUCACCACUAAAUGUGGAUGACUCCAGGGUGUAGCAGUUGACACAAUUUUCAAUGAAUGUGGUCAAGCAUGUAGAAUGCCUUAAUAAUGUUAUGUAUGUUUAUGGCCUACCAAAGGGAAUAUGUAAAAAAAAAAAUAAAAA
Messenger RNA from Clarias gariepinus (North African catfish), 3336 nucleotides. Its product is annotated as cadherin-like protein 26. Gene Ontology annotation, cellular component: plasma membrane; adherens junction; catenin complex. The record is from RefSeq and is a predicted model, not a curated record. Gene Ontology annotation, molecular function: calcium ion binding; cadherin binding. NCBI's taxonomy places the organism in Eukaryota, Metazoa, Chordata, Actinopteri, Siluriformes, Clariidae. Gene Ontology annotation, biological process: calcium-dependent cell-cell adhesion; cell morphogenesis; cell-cell junction assembly. The coding region runs from base 62 to 2554 and encodes 830 amino acids. The transcript has 19 exons.